UCCGCGCUCCCUCGGGCCGCCGGCGCUGGGUUUGCGUGUACCUGCUGGAGUGCUGAGGCAGGGCCCGUUCUUUCGCUCUGGCUCGUGUGCCAGCAAGUGCCAACAAGAUGAAUGUUCAAGACAAAGGUUUCCCUCUGGAUCUUGGGGGAAGCUUUACCGAGGACGCUCCCAGGCCACCAGUCCCUGGUGAGGAAGGUGAACUAGUUUCUACAGAUCUGCGGCCAGUCAGCCAUGGAUUUUACUCUGGAAAGUGUGAGGUUGUCAAAACUGAAACUUCUACAGCAACGCCAAGGCGUCCGGACCUGGACCUGGGCUAUGAGCCAGAGGGAAGUGCUUCUCCUACACCUCCCUACCUGAGAUGGGCAGAGUCUUUGCACUCCCUUUUGGAUGACCAAGAUGGCAUAAACUUGUUUAGGACCUUCUUGAAGCAGGAGAAUUGUGCAGACUUGCUGGACUUCUGGUUUGCUUGCAGUGGUUUCCGGAAGCUGGAGCCCUGCGAUUCCAACGAGGAGAAGCGGCUGAAGCUGGCAAAGGCCAUCUACAAGAAGUACAUUCUGGACAAUAAUGGGAUCGUGUCCCGGCAGAUCAAACCAGCAACCAAGAGCUUCAUAAAAGAUUGUGUGAUAAAGCAGUUAAUUGAUCCAGCCAUGUUUGACCAAGCCCAGACAGAGAUUCAGUCCAUGAUAGAGGAGAAUACCUAUCCACUGUUCCUUAAGUCAGAUAUUUAUUUGGAAUAUACAAGGACAGGUGCAGAAAGUCCGAAGGUGUACAGUGAUCAGAGUUCAGGGUCGGGGACUGGGAAGUGUUUGCCUGGGUAUCUGCCUACCCUCAAUGAGGAUGAGGAGUGGAAAUGUGAGCAGGACGUGGAGGAGGAGGAAGCUACCCGGGAUUCUGCCCCCUCCAGUCGGCUCACGCAGAAGCUCCUCCUGGAGACAGCCGGUCAGCGAGCCUCGACAUCAAGGCGAUACAGUGAGGGAAGAGAGUUCAGGCACGGGCCUUGGAGGGAGCCUGUCCAUCCCUACUAUGUCAACACAGGCUACGCUCUGGCUCCGGCCACCAGUGCCAACGACAGCGAGCAGCACAGCAUGUCCAGUGAUGCAGACACCGUGUCGCUGACUGACAGCAGCGUAGAUGGGAUUCCGCCAUACCGACUUCGCAAGCAGCAUCGCAGAGAGAUGCAGGAAAGUGCCAAAGCUAACGGACGUGUGCCACUACCUCACAUUCCUCGUACGUACCGAAUGCCAAAGGAUAUCCACGUUGAACCACAGAAGUUUGCUGCUGAGCUGAUCAAUCGCCUGGAAGAAGUGCUACGGGAUCGGGAAGCGGAGGCCAAGCUGGAGGAGCGCUUGAAGCGAGUCCGAGCAGAAGAAGAAGGUGAAGAUGCGGACGUCUCCUUGGGCGGUCCUGUGGGAAGCCACAAACUGCCCCCCACACAGCUUGUGCCCCACUUCCCCCCCCGCUACGCGGAUGUGCAGCUGAGGGACGCGCACGAGGAGGACCCGGAGAGCAUCCUGGACGAGCACGUCCAGCGGGUCAUGAAGACCCCGGGCUGCCAGUCGCCAGGCCCGGGGCGCCAUUCCCCGAAGCUGCGUUCACCAGACAGCGGCCUGGCCGGCAAGCUGCACAGCCUGAUGGGUGCCGUCUCGCUGGGGCACAGCAAGCACCCUGCCAAGCCGGGGCUGAAGCUGGACGCGGCCAGCCUGUAUCACCACAAGCACGUGUACCACCACCUCAUCCACCACCACAGUGCCCUGAAGGCCAAGGAGCCCGCGGAGGCGGAGGCGGGCCAGCGCGGCUUUGCCUGGACUGUCGACGCUCACGGGUGCCCCCCCAAGCUGCGGGCCUAUGGGGAUUGCCUGGGCCCUGCCACUGGCCCCCUGGAUGCCUUGGCCUACAGUGGAAAAGGCGGCCUGCUGUCCAAGCGAAACGUCAAGAAGGGGGACACGGGGAAGAACGAUGGCGCCAGCUAUGAUGUGCCCGGCUCUCCGGAAGACGUGGAAAGAAACCAGAAGAUCAUGCAGUGGAUCAUAGAAGGCGAGAAGGAGAUCAGCAGGCACAAGAAGACAAACCACAGCACAAGCACCCGAAGAGAACGACCAUUUCUCCACUUGUUUGUUCCCCCAAGUUCUUCUGGUGCAAAGAAGCAUCUUGCUCACGAGCUGCCCCGGCCGGCCUCUGUUGAGCGCCCGAUGGCGGUCCACCCCUGGGUCAGCGCCCAGCUCCGGAACGUCGUGCAGCCUUCACACCCCUUCAUCCAGGACCCCACCAUGCCCCCCAACCCAGCCCCCAACCCACUGACCCAGCUGGAGGAAGCCCGCCGGAGGCUGGAGGAAGAGGAGAAGAGGACUGCCAAACCGCCCGCCAAGCAGCGGUAUGUUCAGGAGGUGAUCCAGCGAGGGCGCUCCUCUGCCAGGCCAGCUUGCAUGCCACCGUUGAGUGUGGUGCCCGCCGUCUCCGACCUGGACCUCUCCGAGUCCGAGAUGAAGCUUCAGAAGAGGCCAAGCGGCAGCUCCGCACAGCCCUGCGAGAACAUUGUGGUGGCGUAUUACUUCUGUGGGGAGCCGAUCCCGUACCGCACCCUGGUCAAAGGCCGCGUGGUCACACUGGGCCAGUUCAAGGAGCUGCUCACCAAGAAGGGGAGCUACAGGUAUUACUUCAAAAAGGUCAGUGACGAGUUUGACUGCGGUGUGGUGUUCGAAGAGGUGCGAGAGGACGAGGCGGUUUUGCCCAUCUUCGAAGAGAAGAUCAUUGGGAAGGUGGAGAAGAUUGACUAGGCCCGGAGAGACAAGGACAGGGGCUGCGGGAGAUGUGGGCGAGCCCCGGCAGAGCGGAGGGAAGGCUGUGGCAGGGAACGGGGACGCUCCAGAGGUGGCCCCCGCCCCCCCACACGCCUGCAGGGAAGCCACAGCACUUUUGCCUCCACACGCGCAGCAGGACCCUGGACGCAUGCGGUGCAGUUUGACCCCCUCCUGGAAGGAUACGGUAGCAGUGGCUGCUUGGGAGUAUUGACGCCCAGGGGCGAUAGGGAUGCCCAGAAGCACUUGAGGGGAAGGGGCUGUGGGGCAAGAGGUGUGGGAGGCGGUGGCCUGCCCUUGCCUCAGACGCUGCUCGGGAGCCACCCCUGAACGCUUGGCACCCUCUGUGUCCUCAGCGCCCCUCCCAGCCCCCACCAGGGAUGCUCAGCUGGAGGGCCUCCCUGGCUCCCCCAUCUCCCUCUGGGCCUUUCCAUGCCUCACUUCUUCUCAUGUUCUUGCUCUUCGGCAGAAGGCAUGGGGUGUCCCGGAGACAGAGAUCUGGGCACUUUAAAGGGGGGGCCAUGUCCUGCAGGCAGUGCCGGCCUUCAGGAUGGGAUGCCACUCCCUGUCUCUGGCAGGGCCUGCUUCCCUUCCUGCACACACCCCUUGGAGCCUCCCUGAGCCUCAUGGAACGGUGUCUUUGGUCCAUGAAGUGGAUCUUUUCCUGCCUCGGCGGUGGCCAGUUCUAGCUCCAUCUCUGCUCUUGCGCGUGUGUGGUGGGCUCGUACCGCCCCACCCCGGCUGCGUUCUUUUGCGUGCCACUGGUGCUGCUGCGGCCGCUGGCUCCUCGUCCCGAUGAGUCCGGAGCAUCCCUUGGCACGGGGCUAGCGAGUCGGCCUCGAGAGGGCCCACGUCAGAUUCCUUGUGUGUGUCACCUAGUGCCUUCAAACAGAGUUGUCGUCUUGUCCUCAUCCUCUGCCAGGGUCAGAAGAGCCCCGUGGACAGUUAUUUCCUCCCUUCCAGGGCUCAGCUUGCCUUCCACAUCUGAUGGGAUUUUUAUUGUGUAUUACCUGGCCAUGGCGGGUUCUUCAUUUCCCUUUUUUUCUGAAGGGUUCAGUUGUAAAUAUGUACAUUUUCUACACGUGGCACCAACCCCUGAGGGCUGGGCAGAUGGCCGGCAUUUCCCAAACAUUUUUCACUUGCUGGCUUGUACAAUUUAUCUUUUCAAAGGUACUUGGAUAAUAAUGGAAUAAAAACCAUGUUCAGAUGG
Varanus komodoensis (Komodo dragon) is the source of this 4005-nucleotide messenger RNA. It is a transcript of the gene AXIN1, whose product is annotated as axin 1. Gene Ontology annotation, biological process: negative regulation of canonical Wnt signaling pathway. Lineage: Eukaryota; Metazoa; Chordata; Lepidosauria; Squamata; Varanidae. The transcript is spliced from 11 exons. The coding region runs from base 108 to 2774 and encodes 888 amino acids. The record is from RefSeq and is a predicted model, not a curated record.